CCAAACCUUCUAUCAAUACUUUUAAACUUUUACAUAAAAGUAAAGUUUCAUAUGCUUACCAACAGGUAUUUGACAGUGUUUCAUGUACUUUCAAAUCUUGGCUGGAAUCAGUUGAAGGAAACUCCGUUGCUAAUUUAAGUCACAUUUUUUGUGUGAAUAAAGAUCAUGCUAUCACAGUUGACAAGGAAGAUCGUGUUAAUUUAAAAAUUUCUGUAAAAGUGUUUCUUGCAAACUACAGUACUGAAGAUCUGGAAGCAUCUGUUUCACAAGUGAUGAAGGAUUUAGAUGUCAGUGUUAUUGAUUCUUUAAUUUUAUCUCUGCCACCUCCCCCUAAUGCUGAAACACUUACCUUGGCACAUAUAAAACCUUUAUGGAAAGUAUUAGAGCAGCUGGUGCACGAUGGAAAAGUAGUAACCAUUGGAAUUAGUGAUCUAGAUACACAUCAACUUGCUGAACUAUAUGAUUGGACUGAGGUGAAACCUAGUGUGAAUCAAGUAAAUCUAGAAUCAUGCUGUGUUAUGCCACCAGAAAUGACUGCAUUUGCUCGUGCUAAUGAUAUCCAGUUGUUAACUCAUAAUGAUCCAAAAGAUUUAUUGCCAAAAACCUUACAGCCAAAAAUCCUAGAAUCAGGCAUUGCUAAUCCUGAUGGAUGGAAAGUUAACUGGAUAAGAAAUACCAAACAUCCAAUGCUGUUAGAAUUUCCAGCAAAUAUUAUCACAUGAAUUUUGCCAUAUAAGAAUCUCUCUUCCUGCUCAUCUUUCAGACAAAAUAAAAUAACACAGAAAAUAAGAUUAGCACAGAUACUACAAAUCGUAUACAAGACAACAAAUGAAUACAAAAAGUGUGCUGAUUUCAGAUAGUUAUAACUAUCAUUGUUGGCAUCUGGCGUUUUACUUAACAGUGGUUUGAUUGGAAAAUAUUCCGCCUGUUUUACCUGCUUGGCCACAUUUUUGUCCUUGUGUUGAUAUGUUUGAAUUUUUUUUCAUUUAUGUAUAGGCUUUUUGGUUAAAUUUUUGAAGAAAAACACACUUUCGCUGUAUAUUUAGAAAUAUAUGGUAGGUUGUAUCAGUGUUAGACCACCAAGAGCAAAAAAAUUAAAUGAUCCAUGAUUGAUAAAAAGAGGCCAAAAUCCAGGCAAGAGAAUUCACAAAUAACUGAUUUUUUAUAAUCUGAUAAUUUUAUCACAAAGAUUAUUAAAUUAUUCCAAUGAUUUCUUCAAAUCGACAGCCAGCUCAAUUUACAGAGUUGGUUGAUGAAUAGAGAUUCUGUUCUGUAUAAUAUACUUAAAAUAUAAAAUAAUGUGGCGACCAGAUUAAAAAUAUACUUGUUUAAAAUUUGCAUUUUGGAGUAAAAUUUCAAGAGAUUUUUUUUUAAUGUUGAAACAAUUAAGAACAGCAUUUUUUAUUUUGAAUAUUGAAGAAUAUAAAAACAUAUUUGUGAUACAAUAUCUUAAUUUUUAAGAGGAACUCAAAAUUUUUUCUUUUUAAUGUGUGUAGCAAUUUUCAACAUCUACAUUUAAAUUAUCAGUAUCUGUUUGCACCUAAAACUAAUCAAUGCUAUCUAUUGUACCUAUGAUAAUUUCCAAUACAGUGAUGACAUUUAGUGAUUAAAAAAUAAUUAUUUUACCCUUUGUUUAAACUAAGACAGUAAUAUUAAAUUUGUAUGUGUGUAAAGAGCUUAAUACUUAAGUUUUUACAUAUUCUUCUAGAUAUUUAUGUAUAAUGUCUGAAUAAAUCAAAACCUUUUCCUUUUGUCAUUGUUAAUCAAAUGAAUUUAUAUAUAUAUUUUUUAAGUUACUCAAAUAUAAUAAAAAAAAAAUCUUCUUAAUCACUAAACUUUUAUUGACUCUGAUUAUCAAGAGUUAUUACUGCAUGUGUUAUAAGCUGCUGCCAAAAAACAGUUGUUAUAUAUGUUCAAUUUUUCUGUUUGUACUUUAGAACAGUGGUUCUCAACCUUUUAAUAACGUGUACCAUCUAAACAAAAACUGAAAAACUUUUGUUCUUAUUUUACAAUGAUUAUUUUAAAAUUCCUCAAUAGAAAUAUUUAAAAAUAUAUAUAUUUUUCCAAUUGGACAACCUAUUGGCUUUUGUAUUAAAUGUGCAUGCAUAAAAAAAUUAAAAUUUGGUUACCAUUUUAAUCAUCAAAAUUAAAGUUAUAAUACUUUAAUCAUGAAUUUAGUGGGAAAUUUCGGCCUGUUUAAAAGAGAUCAAUUUUUUUUAUGUCUGGUCUUAUUUCACUUAAUUUUAACCAUAAGUUAGAUUCAUUUUGUUCUGUAUUUAUUUUUCAAAUAUAACAUGAAAGAAAAUCUUUGUUCACAAAAAUAGGUUGUGC
Stegodyphus dumicola is the source of this 2331-nucleotide messenger RNA. It is a transcript of the gene Gclm, whose product is annotated as Glutamate-cysteine ligase modifier subunit. Gene Ontology annotation, biological process: glutathione biosynthetic process. The record is from RefSeq and is a predicted model, not a curated record. Lineage: Eukaryota; Metazoa; Arthropoda; Arachnida; Araneae; Eresidae. Gene Ontology annotation, cellular component: glutamate-cysteine ligase complex. Gene Ontology annotation, molecular function: enzyme regulator activity; glutamate-cysteine ligase catalytic subunit binding.